Cucurbitaria berberidis CBS 394.84 is the source of this 1002-nucleotide messenger RNA. Its product is annotated as aflatoxin B1 aldehyde reductase member 2. Lineage: Eukaryota; Fungi; Ascomycota; Dothideomycetes; Pleosporales; Cucurbitariaceae. The coding region runs from base 1 to 1002 and encodes 333 amino acids. The record is from RefSeq and is a predicted model, not a curated record. Gene Ontology annotation, molecular function: oxidoreductase activity. The transcript is spliced from 3 exons.
AUGCCUCUCAUCGCACAGAACCCAAAGGACCGCGUCAUCCUCGGAUUGAUGACCUUUGGUCCUGACGAAAAGGCCGGGGCGCGCAUAACCGACUUUAAAGAAUUCACCAAACACCUCGACUACUUCCAGUCACAAGGCUACGAUGAAAUCGACACAGCUCGCAUGUACGUCGACGGCAAGCAGGAGGCCUGGACGCGCGAUGCCAAGUGGAAGGACCGUGGCUUCACACUCGCGACCAAGGUAUACCCAUACGAGGCUGGCGUACACAAGCCCGACAGGUUGAAAGAGCACUUCAACAAGAGCUUGAGCGAGCUGGGUGCCGAUUCUGUGGACAUUUUCUAUUUGCAUGCCCCGGAUCACUCGGUGCCGUUUGAAGAGACGCUCAAGGCUGUGAACGAGCUGCACAAGGAGGGCAAGUUCGUGCAAUUAGGGAUAAGCAACUUUGCGGCGUGGGAGCUUGCGGAAGUGUACAACAUCUGCAAAGAGAGAGGCUGGGUCAAGCCCACCAUCUACCAAGCCAUGUACAAUGCCAUCACUCGCGCUAUCGAACCCGAGCUCGUCCCUGCUUGUCGCAAAUACGGUAUCGACAUCGUGGUCUACAAUCCCCUAGCAGGCGGCCUCUUCUCGGGCAAGAUCAAAUCCGCAGACAUCAAGCCCGAAGACGGUCGCUUCGGCACUAAAGCAGCCCGCAUGGGUAACAUGUACCGCGAGCGCUAUUUCAAGGACUCGACUUUCCAAGCGUUGAAAAUUGUCGAAGGCGCGGCGCAGAAGCACAACCUGACUUUACUCGAGAUUGCGCUGAGAUGGGUUGUACAUCACUCUGAGCUGAAGACGCGGGUCAAGGGCGGAAACGACGGCGUGAUUAUUGGCGUGAGCAACUUUGCGCAGUUGGAGGGUAAUCUAGCAGAUCUAGAAAAGGGUCCGUUGCCUGAUGACGUGGUGAAGACGCUGGACGAGGCGUGGCUGGCUGCUAAAGCCACGGCGCCGACGUACUUCCGAUGA